Molecule: messenger RNA, 1389 nt
Organism: Argentina anserina (silverweed cinquefoil)
Lineage: Eukaryota; Viridiplantae; Streptophyta; Magnoliopsida; Rosales; Rosaceae
Exons: 1
Coding region: 1-1389 (462 amino acids)
Source: RefSeq, a predicted model, not a curated record
AUGAAAGCUUGUAAUAAAGUCCCUUCUGAUGUGAAGAAUGAGUAUCAAUUAGCUAUAAAAGACUUUAAGGAUUUGAAAUUUAAGAGAUGUGCUAUACUCCGUGAGAUUGGGGAAGGAAUUGGUGGUGGAAGUGAUAGUAUAGAUUCUCCAUUAGAAGAAUGUGGGAGUAGUGCUGCUCAACCAAAAAUCAAAGGACCACUUGAUAGUUUUGUGUCUUCUCAACCUAGGCAAAUCGUAUUGAAUGAAGCUUACAAAAAAGAGUUAAGAAAAGAAGUUUGUCGGAUGGUUGGGCAUUUUGUGUUUUCUAGGGUGCUUCCUUUUAAUACGGUUAAUGAUCCAUUUUGGUUAGCUAUGGUAGAGGGAAUUGCCAAGUAUGGUGUAGGGUUCAAGCCUCCUUCUAUGCAUGAAUUAAGGACUUGGAUUCUUAGGGAAGAAGUUGAAGAUAUUGAUAAGUAUUUGUUAGAGCAUAAGAAAGCUUGGGAGAAGUAUGGGUGUUCUAUCAUGUCGGAUGGUUGGACCGAUGGAAAGGGUAGAGUACUUCUUAAUUUUCUUGUGAAUAAUCCGGCGGGUACUUUCUUUUUGAAGUCCAUUGAUGCAUCCGGUAGUGUAAAAAAUGGUAGUUUAAUGCUAAAGUAUUUAGAUGAAGUGGUUAGAGAAGUUGGGGAAGAGAAUGUAGUUCAAAUAAUCACCGAUAAUGCAUCAAAUUAUAAAAAUGCGGGCCUUAGACUUAUGCAAAGGAGGUUGAAGUUGUGGUGGACUUCAUGUGCAGCACAUUGUAUUGAUCUUAUGCUUGAAGAUAUUAGCAAGCUAAUCAUCUUUGAGAAGACCUUUGCAAGUGCUAGGAAAGUGGUGAAGUUUCUCUAUUGUCACACUUGGGUCCUUUCUCUCAUGAGGGAAUUCACAAACAACAGUGAGAUCAUUCGUUCGGCGGUAACUCGUUUUGCAACUUCCUUUCUCACCCUUCAAAGUAUCUAUAACCAAAAACAACCUCUUCAAAUGAUGUUUAACAGCAAGAAGUGGAUUGAUGGUCCUUUUGUAAAAAGUCAUGAAGGCAUAGGGGCUCGUGCAAUUGUUCUAUUUGAAAAAAACUUUUGGAGUGAUGUUGCAUUUUGUGUGAAGGGUGUGAUGCCAUUAGUGUGUGUUUUGAGGGAGGUUGAUUCGGAGAUAAGACCUGCUAUGGGCUACAUAUAUGAAUUAAUGGAUGCCGCAAAGGAGAAGAUUGCAUUUGGAUUGAAGAAGAACCCUAGACAUUAUCAACCAAUUUGGAACAAAAUUGAUGCAAGGUGGACUCCUCAACUACAUCAACCUUUGCAUGCUGCCGGAUAUUUUCUAAACCCUCAACUACAUUAUGAAGACAACUUCUCAAUUGUUUUAGAAGUCAAGAAAUGA